Messenger RNA from Mycena citricolor, 833 nucleotides. Lineage: Eukaryota; Fungi; Basidiomycota; Agaricomycetes; Agaricales; Mycenaceae. The record is from the annotation of a GenBank genome assembly.
CGAUGCCCUACGAGACGCUUUGUCGGUUAUGCCUCCCGGCGCAGUGAGGUAUGUCCGUCCCGGCUGCACUUCCGAGUGUCGUGUGAGGUUGCGCAAAGUUGAUCGCUCGUGCGACGGUACAUAAAUCUGGAAUAUUAGUCGUCUUUCGGGCGCCGGUUGAUCGCGGAUCAGAGCGUUUUCACUGUGAGCCGUUUUUUUUGUAAUCGCGGAAACACGGGUGGAGCGCACUCCUCUCUGUGCGAUUAUCCGCUUCCUCAGUAGAUUCAGUGCGUCUUCCCUCAGCGAAAGUCACGGUAACGCGAAGGACCUAGUUCUGCCGCAUGGGUCAGAUCUUCACCACGAUUCACCAUCGAGGAAUAGCUCGCAUCAAUCUGCGUGGAUGUUGACUGCUCCCAGCUGCUCCCUCGUCGUCGCCAGCGAGGGUGUUUGCGGGUGGAUCAGCGUCCUGGGCUGGCUCCUCGUGCCGCGCUAUAUCCACGCGUUUUCCUCGCCGUACUUCGACCUCUCCGCCUGCUCGAAACAGACAACGGGGAACCGGGACAUCUGGCUGUCCGCUGUCGGGCUCAUGAUCAGGAUCGUCUUCCUCAACUGCGCCGGGGUUAGUAUCACGCGCCGCCUGAGUGCGACGAAGCCACGCGUUGUUCCUCCGCUCCUUCAAUGGGAGAAGUCUUGAGGCGGUUCAUGUCGCCUCACUAGUUUCUGAAACUCUUGCGGCAUAUGUGGAUGGUUCUCAAGACUUUGAUAUGCACGCGCCAUGCUAAGUACUCUGAGAUAACACCGUCUGAAUUUUAUUCCUUGUUUUGAAACUGCCAUAUGGGGAAGGUGUGCCGAAU